Besnoitia besnoiti is the source of this 549-nucleotide messenger RNA. RefSeq names its product SAG-related sequence SRS42. Gene Ontology annotation, cellular component: membrane. Lineage: Eukaryota; Apicomplexa; Conoidasida; Eucoccidiorida; Sarcocystidae. The transcript has a single exon. Bases 1 to 549 code for a protein of 182 amino acids. The record is from RefSeq and is a predicted model, not a curated record.
AUGGUGCUCAUGUUCCUUCUAUCGGCGCUGGCCAUGACGGUUGCAGCUCGGCAAUCAGUUGGUGACGCUGCGCAUACCGACUUACAACGCUAUUACCAGAACGCGCGAAAGGAGCUACAGUACCCAUUUGGAAAGUAUAACAUUGUCUGGUUCAGCACCAUUCGGGGGACGGGCACAGAAAACGUCGCCCACGUUUAUCCUGGAUGGACAGUUGCAGUCGAGUGCAACGACGCACAGAGCUGGUCUCCAAGCGAUUUUAGUGCAAAGAAGCAGGUCUGCGAGGGCACCAAAGCUGAAUGCUCCACGGCCACGUCGCUAGCCGCCCUCUUCCCAGGCGUGCCCGCAUCGCAUCAGUGGUGGACAGGUGGCGACGGAAAGGUGUCACCGGCAGUUUUAAAUGUGCCUUCCACCGUCCCUGUUUCAAAGACAUUCACGUUCCAAUGCAAGAAGACUGAAAAUGGUAAAGCCAGAGAUCAGUCCUACACCAUAACGUUAUUGACAGAGGAGGCGCCGCCGGGCGCAAAUUUCAGAACGCUGGUCAGCGCGUAG